This is a messenger RNA of Bactrocera tryoni, 490 nucleotides long. RefSeq lists its product as uncharacterized. The transcript has 2 exons. The record is from RefSeq and is a predicted model, not a curated record. The coding region runs from base 73 to 477 and encodes 134 amino acids. NCBI's taxonomy places the organism in Eukaryota, Metazoa, Arthropoda, Insecta, Diptera, Tephritidae.
UUGUAUCAUGCCACAUAGAAAAUUCCGUCAUAAAAUAAUAUUCCCUCACUUUGAAAGGAGCGUCAACAAAAAAUGUUAAAUCGAUGUCGGGAUUUAGACAAGCUUUCAGCUGAACGGAAAUGGGACGAAGUUUUCCAUUGCCUUAAAAUCGAUGUAAACUCAACCAUAGAGCUGGGCAGCAUUAAAGUUACCAGGGAUAACGAACAUACCGAUAAGUGGUUGGACGAUUAUAAAGGGACUAUGAACUCAUUAGAAGUAAUUCUAGCUAUUAUUCUAUUUUUCGACCAAAUAUUCUAUCUCGUGCUUUUGUGGUAUUUAAUUUGUUUUAUAAUCAAAUUUAUACGUUAUCGUGGACUAAGCACUUGCUGGCAUUGGGCUCAGAAAAUUUAUUCCUUGGAAGAGAACAUUAAAAUGCCGGAUAUGAUCAUGAAGGAAGGCCAUUACUUUUACAAAAGACCAUUUGAAAAUUGUAAAUAAUAUUGACGCACAU